This is a messenger RNA of Cherax quadricarinatus, 2155 nucleotides long. The record is from RefSeq and is a predicted model, not a curated record. NCBI's taxonomy places the organism in Eukaryota, Metazoa, Arthropoda, Malacostraca, Decapoda, Parastacidae.
CUGAAUGAAUAGAACCCUUCUGUCGUGUAUUUCUAGCAAAUAAUGCAUUAAUUUUGCCAGACGCUUAUUUAAAAACCCAUAAUAUUUCCACAACGUGCGAGAUAUGACGUCACGAACUAGAAACUAAUCAGAGAGCAAGUUUAUGAAACGUCAUAGAUGAAGAGCCAAUGGGAGGCAGCGGUGUUGUAGUGUGUUGUGUAUGGUUAAACCUUCGUUGAUUCUCAAGCAGGAAUAAAUUAUAUAGUUGGUUUUACUUGUUAGUUUAUCAGUGUGUUAGUUUUUAAAUAAAAUAUUACUUUGAAACAGUUUAGUGUUUGUGAAAAGUUUUGAUAGUGCUGUAGAAGCUACUUUUGUGAAUCAGAAAUUGUAUGGAUCUGUAGUGUUUGAUGCAGAGGGUUAUCUGAUGGCGAUAUAACCUAUAUGCAUUGUGAUAUAGUAUAAGAGUAGACAGGAAAAAUUACUCUAAUCAAAAAUAACCUUACUUGAAAAUCAAAUGUUAGUGCAUUAGUAAACGUAAGUCGAAAAGAUUGUUCUUACAGUAGAACAUUGCGUAAGAUUAUGCAUAGGCUAUAACAUUAGCAAAGAAACCUUACACCGAGUGAGCGUACACGCUAGUGUAGUGUCACUAGUGGGAGGAACGUUUUUACUAGUGUGUAGAAGAGUUGGGUCACCAUGUUAUUGUACGCUCGUAAGAAGUUCCUGCGUGAUGAGCGUGUGCUGCAGCUUGUUCUGCUGCUGAGCCUGCUCCGUGGUGAUCCCGACACCCUGCUAGGCCCCGGGGGCGGCUCACCACUAGCUGACCUCCCCCAUGACCUCAUCCUGGGUUCAUCACUGGGCCACGCACGCCCCUCCUCACCCGUCAUCAUCGGCGCCGAGCUUCAUCCCAAAAGCCUGGAUCGCAUCCUUGCGGACUACCAGCGUUCCGUCUUGGAUGAUCUGCACGCCUUGGGUCGCUACACGUCGCAGCAACAGGCGCACGUCCGCGACGUGCAGGCAUACCUGCUUAACUCACACACCUCCCUCCCUUCCCCGUCCACCGCCGACACACCCGAUCACCACCACCAGCCACCUACCUCGCCGCCUACCCAGCCCAAUCACCUCUUGCCUGACCCACCACCACCAGACUACAACCUCUCUGAUGACCUCACCCCGGAGGAUUUGGCUCUAAUUGAGGCAUUGUGGAAGCAAGAUGUUGAUUUGGGAGUGCCCCGAGAGUUAUUUGACGAUGAUGUGGAAACAGUCAAUGAUGCCCAAACCAAGGAUAAGGACCAUGGCAAAAAGCCCAAAGGUGAUACAAGGAUCGAUGAAAAAUCUGCUGAAAACAUGUGGUUACAGCUCAACUUCACUAUUGACUCUGAAACAGGUGAGCAGUUACUCUCACCUGAGAGUCAAAUCAGUGGAGGAGACGUGAUUUUUGAGCCAGUGUCACCCCUUAAUUCACCUUCCUUCACUCUCAACGAGACAGUGCCAGAGUUUAACCUUGAUUUCAACCUUGACGAGGCUCUUAAGUUUGUUGGACUCAAUUGUUCUGAGACUGGAGAGACAAUUUGGAAGUCACCCGAAUCUGUCAACACAGACGAGCUUGUCAAGGAGGUUGCAGGGAAGGAAAAGGAGGAAAGUGAAGACAACUUGGACGUACUGAACGAUAGCCUGGACGACAUGAUCCAGGCCUCCCAGCUUCACUCGCAUCACCCGCGAUCACUACAGCUUGAAGUCAGUCUGAACCCUUCUUUAAGUAAACUCCACCACAGCUGAAAGUUUGAAGGAAGGGAAGUAGAGGACACUCACAUUCACCAACACUGCAUGAAACUUCCCCUAGUUACAGUACACUAGUGCUGAAAAUGUGAAACACUGGAUGAAGUGUCCUCAAGUAUUAAAUGAAAGUUUUGGAAGGAAAAAAAAAUAAAGGUACUCCUUCAGGGACACCUAAUGAUAGAGAAAAUAUGCAAAUCGUUGAAGCACAUGGUUGGCCAUUUAACAAAUUACCAAGUUUCACUAUACAUAUUUUAACUCAGUACAACUAAAAUUACUAAAGAAAUGUACAUUACUGUAAAAUAAAUUUUAUGCAGCUGAGUUAAACUACAAAGGUAGGUUUAUCGAUGGAGAUUUUUUGAGAAGAUUAACCCUUAAACUGUCCAAACGUAGAUCUACGUUU